CGUCAUUGUAAACCCACAUUGGAAGCAACGCCGGAGCUGUCGACACUUUCAUCGCCGGAGCUGCGUGAAAACUAGGUAUGAGGAGCGGAAAGGUGAUGGCGCGAAGAAAUUCGUUGUAUUCGUGCUGAUGUCUCAUUCGUUGCAUAAUAUCAAGAUUAGCGUACGAAAGGUAGCUACCUCGCAUUUAUGUCGUAUUUCGUGAUGAUGGCGCCACAGGUCUAGGAUACGUGUAUAAGAACUGAAAGAUUCUCGCCCUCAGGAUCACACCUCAAGGCUACGCCCGAGCAAUCCACAAUGUCUCUCCGGUACAACAAAGUCCUCAUCAUCGGCGCCACGUCAGGCAUCGGCCUCGCCUACGCCGAGAAAGUGAUUGAAGAUGGUAAACAAGCCAUCAUCGUCGGCAGACGAAAGGAAAACCUCGAUGAGUUCGUCUCCAAGCACGGCAGCGACAAAGCUUUCCCCAUCGUCUUCGACAUUACCGACCUCUCAUCCAUUCCGAAGUUCGCGGACGACGUAACAGAAGCGCACCCUGACCUAGACUGCGUCAUCAUCAACUCUGGCAUCCAGCGCGGCUUCAACUUCGCAAAGCCCGAAACAGUCGACCUGGGAGUGCUCCAGCUCGAAUUCACCACAAACUACAUUUCCUACAUCCACCUCACCAAAGCAUUCCUCCCCUUUCUGCAGAAACAAGACAAAGAGACCGCACUAGCCUUCAUGUCCUCCGGCCUCGCUCUCGUCCCAUUGAUCUCGCGGCCCAACUACUCGGCCACCAAGGCGGCGCUGCACCACUUUGUGCUGUCGCUUCGCGAGCAGCUCAAGGACGGGCCUGGGCAGAUCAAGGUGGUGGAGAUCUUCCCGCCGGCGGUGCAGACGGAGUUGCACGACGAGAAGCACCAGCCGGAUAUCAAGAAUGGGCGGCAGAUGGGGAUGCCGCUGAAGGAGUUCACGGAGGAUUCGUGGGCGAAGCUGGUUAAAGGGGAUGAGCAGGUUCCGGUCGGAUUUGUUGAAAAGGUAUUUGAGAACUUUGAGGGCAAAAGGCAGGAGGUUUUUGCGUUUAUGACGAAGCAGGUGAAGGAGGGGGGCCACUGAGUGGUGAUCUGUGAAAGCAGAGACGCGGUGGGGAAUCUACCUAGCGUUAUCAGAUGAUGAAGCCUUGGAUGAUACCGAGGUACCAAUUCCUCAAGCUCG
Paraphaeosphaeria sporulosa is the source of this 1188-nucleotide messenger RNA. Its product is annotated as short-chain dehydrogenase/ reductase-like protein. Bases 295 to 1089 code for a protein of 264 amino acids. The transcript has a single exon. Gene Ontology annotation, molecular function: oxidoreductase activity. Lineage: Eukaryota; Fungi; Ascomycota; Dothideomycetes; Pleosporales; Didymosphaeriaceae. The record is from RefSeq and is a predicted model, not a curated record.